AUGUCGUGGUUCCGCUCCGCCCUUAAUCGGGCGGCGGAGGCGGCGGGGGCUGGCGGGAGAUCGGUUGCGCCGAAUUUCGAUCGCGUGAAGGCGUAUGCGGGACACGUGGUGCAGCGCGCGGGAGAUGCGGUUGCCGGCGGAGCGAAGAUGGUCCUGGAACGCGCUGUGCCGGGGCGCAAUCUCAACAACUUCCGCCACGCCGUGCGCCGAUUGGACGAGGUCUCGCUCCUCGCGCGCGGGAGUGAGCGGCGGGACGCGCUCGCGCGCUGGCUGGCUGCGCUGAAGGAGCUCUCCGACAGCGACCACGCGGACGGGAUAGCCUACGCGGCGGAGUUGGCGCAGGGCGCGCAGGCGGACGGCGCACAGGGGGAGGGCGCGCAGGGGGAAGACGUGCCCGCGCACAUUCCGGGAGUGGACGCGCCCCCAGAGGCGACUCCUAGGGCAAGAGCAGCGGAAGAUGCUCCUAGUGUUGGAUCGGUGCUGUUCCACGAUGCAGCCAACCCCGGCGUGCCGCUCACCUUCAGAGACGUCUUCCUGUGCAGCAAGGCCCUCGAGAACAUCGUCGUCUCCUUUAUUAUGGACCCACCAUCCCCAGGGGAGGAGCAGAUGCUGGCAGACAUGUUCGAUCUGUGUCUGUCAGGCGACCAUCAGCUGCACUCGUCGCUCCUCAACGCCAUCACGCAGCUCUCCAACUCCUUCUCCUCCUACUCCGAAGUCAAGAUGAGCCGGCAGGAGCUGCUGCGAAUGGCGUCUGAUGCAGUGGCAGGGCUGAAGCUCGAUGCGCAGCUGCAGAGGCUAGAGGCGGAGGAGGAGAGGAUAAAGCAGCUCAUGGACGAGAAGAUGGAAUUCCUCUUUCUCAGCUCCCUCUCCCGCCAUCCGUCUGCCCUUCCCAUCCCCCCCAUUCCCCUCGGUCGUGCUCAAGGGGAUGGGACAGCAACAGAGAGCUUGCAGAUACCUCAAAAGUACUCUGUGGACGUGCAGGCAACAGAGGCGGUGUUCUCGCUGGCAGCAGCGCUGGCGUCCGUGGUGCGGCGUAAGGAGCAGCUGCGUCACCGCGGGGACAGCGCUGCUGCCCGCAUGAUGAAGGUGGAGCGCACGAGGGAGCUGGCAGCCGAGCUGGCGAAUUUCAUGGACGACUUUGAGGCCAAGAUCGCAGAGUGCAGGCAGCAGCGGCAGGAGGCAGUGACGUACCGCACGAGCAAGGAGGAGGAGGUGAUGGAGGUGGAGAAGGGCAUCACAGACGAGCUGCAGGCGCUGCACCAGCGGCGCAGGGAGAUUGAGGAGCAGCUGAAGGAGGUGGACGAUGCGAUAGCAGCAACAACGCGGAGGCACAUCCAGAUGCAGGAGGAGAAGGAGCAGUUUGACCUCGCCAGCCAUGGGCUGCUGGGCUCGCUGGAGGCUGAGGAGGAGCAUCUGAACACGAUGCAGCAGCAACACCAGCAGGACGCCAAGACGCUCUUUGGCUGGAUGGGCUUCCUGGAAGAUUCCUGGAAGAUGCAGCUUCUCUACAUGGAGAGCAAGGAGCAGACCUUUAAGCAAUCCCUGGCAGACCUGUCGGCGCGUCUGAGGGCCAUAGCUGCUCCGCACCUGCUCGUGUGCAUGGCCAACAUGAGGGCGUCGCUCACAGCACUACAAGCAGCGGCCUCUGCUCUCUCAGCCAUUGACGCCACCCCGAGUGAGGACGAAGGGGGUGCAAAACUGCUGCCAGCGACUGGUGGCGAGCGCAUGAGAGCAGAAGAGAAGUACCUACAAGCAGAAACACAGAUGAAGCGAGCAGUGGCGAUGGCAGAUAAAGCACGGGCUGAGUGGGAGCAUCUGAACUCCUUACCCCUGUUCCCAGAGGGCAGUGACGACCCCAACCACAGGCAGCUAGCACAAGCUCUGCAAGACAUGGAAACCAUGAAGCUAGAGCUCCUAGGCUUGCCCACUCCCACUCUCCUUUACCACUCCCACCACACCCACCACCAUCACCACCAACAACAGCAGCACUUCAACAGAUCACGUGACCAGCAGCAGUCCUCCUCGCCCUCCUCUUUCUCCCCCUCUGUUUCGCUCCCUCCCGCCUACCGCCGCUCCUCUCCGUCCUCCCAUUGGCCCGGGGCUGCCAUGGCUGCUGGUAUGCGUUCCUUCAAUCUCGGAGCUUCUCUUUCUAAUCCUCUCACAGGGAGUCUCAGCAGUCCCAGCUCCAGUUCCCGCUCUCCCCGAACCUCCGAUUUUGGCCGGUCUGCCUCUGCUUCGUCCGACGGCCUGGGAAGGACAGGUUCGGACCGAACCGGCCAUCAAAUGCCGCGGCACGAGAGUCUUUUUGGUUCCAUGCUUGGUUCGGUGGGCGGUGACCAUCAGCAGGAUCGGCCGAAGCUGAGCCAGCGAAUGGCUGCAGCAGCAGCAAGAGCUGCUGCGGUGGCAGCAUCGGCGGCAGGGAAUCUGAGCAGCAGUGCUGCUGCUGCCGCUGCAGGUGUGGGCGUUGGGGUUGGUGGUGGUAGUGGUGGUGGUGGUGGGGGGUUUGGCGGAGAGGGGGAUGGCCGGGUUAGUGUUGUUCAGGAGGACGAGUAG
Molecule: messenger RNA, 2553 nt
Organism: Closterium sp. Yama58-4
Lineage: Eukaryota; Viridiplantae; Streptophyta; Zygnematophyceae; Desmidiales; Closteriaceae
Source: the annotation of a GenBank genome assembly